Molecule: messenger RNA, 1890 nt
Organism: Toxoplasma gondii ME49
Lineage: Eukaryota; Apicomplexa; Conoidasida; Eucoccidiorida; Sarcocystidae
Exons: 1
Coding region: 662-1429 (255 amino acids)
Source: RefSeq, a predicted model, not a curated record
GGAAUUUUCCGCAGCUUCUUCUGUCGACAGCGUGCUGGAUCAGCCUGUGCUUAAUGUUGAACAUUGUUGCCCACUUGAAGGCACUUCAUUCUUCGCACGAUGCAGACACCAUCUUCUUAAAGGUGACGUCGUCGGUGAGAAACCGCUGCUGAGGAAUGGCAGCUGCCUUGUCUGCGCUAACUCUCGAAAGAAUUGACAGUCUGAGCACGCCAAAACGCUUUUCGCGUAUCUUUGUCCUUGUCCUGUCACAUACUCAUACGUCGACUUUUUCGCCUCCACAGGGAGUUUUUUCAAAAUUCGCUGCGACGCAGUGUGAACCCUCACCACAAGACGGUCGACUAGCGACUGGCGGUGAUUUCCCGUCGGUCACCAUGUUGGUGAGGCGGAUGUGUGGCCUAUGAUCAAGAGACAUCCAUUGCUCAAAUGUGAAGCGUGCUUUGCAACAUUAUCGGGUGACUUCGACUAGUAAGGGUUGCUUCAACCUCCAUUUUCACCAGGUCCGACUUGUCGCCGUUGGCCUGUCCGUGACCAUCCUGGCAUAACAGUGCGUCGAAUCGAGAAGGCAGAACGCGGUCUCCCUGAGAGGCUUCUGCGGGCGCUCGACGCACAAACUACGGUCUGUGUAGCUUGAAACUUUUGCUGCGUCUCUCUCUCAUCCAAGAUGCGCGUCCUUUUCUGGGUCCUUCUUGCUGCCUCGAUUUCUCUGGCUCGGGGUGAACCUACCAAGGCAGGCGACGGCUCGGGAGCAAAGGGCAAGGUCAGCUCGGAGGAAAAGGGCAAGGCCAGCUCGGAGGAAAAGGGCAAGGCCAGCUCAGAUCGCUCCGCAUUCAACUACAUGUAUGAAUACAAAAAGGCUAGCGCAGCGUUCGUUGACAUGUGGAGGAUCUACAAUAGACUUGAUCUUGCCGUGCGCCACCUUCUGCGGGACUACAACGUGGCUGUAAAACAACAGAGAUACAGGGAACUAGUACAGCAACUGGUUAACCGCCAGCAGCAAUUGGAAGCUAUGGUGGAGCAGCACAGAAUGGGCGAACUCAGCCGGCACGUUCUCCGGGCAGAGUUGACCAGUCUGAAGGAGAUGAAGCAGCAGCUAGCCUUCGAAUAUCAUCAGCUGGAGCGCCUCCCGAGCGAGCAGCACCCCGAGAAGCUGCUGGAACUCAUUGAAUUAAACGAAGCGCCUGCAGACCUUGCGAGCGCGCUGCGGUCAGAAAAUUCCCACCUUCUGCGGAAGUCCCUGAAGGAAUGCUCCAAGCUCCUUGAGAAACUCGCGAAGAGGCAGGAAGAAGUCACAUUACACCUGAAAUCCUUGGAAUAUCAGGCGAAUUCCCCUAUUCACGAGAUGUUCGUCGCUCAAUCUGCUGCUAUGGGGAACUUCUUCGACCCUGAUGCGCCACUGAGCAUUCACAUGUCAGUUGGGAAGAGGAUGUAAAUGGGUGCGCUCUCGCUGAUGCGGGGCCUCUAUUUGGCUGACUACGCGAAGAGGCACGACCGGCGAUCUCGGUGCCUCAGCGUGGUGACGUACUCGGACGGGUAUGAGCUUUCCCCUUUCAGAGAUGCUCCCGCCGGGAAAAUUCAGUCUGCUGUUGGUCACAUAUCUUCGUGUGAGUCUAACUUCGAAUCGUUUUAUCUUUCCAGUGUGCGUUGGCUUCCUAGCAAAUCAAUGAGAACCCUUCGCAAACUCGCCUCCAUAAAAUAAAAUUUCUUAUGAGGAAAACCGAUAUGGGAGGUUUCUUGCUCUGUGCCCCCACGGUCUCUGCAUGAAGUCGCAGCCCACACUUCCAAAUAUUUUUGACCAUGAAGUGCGUAGGGGUUGAUGAAGGCUGCCGCCGAAGAGGUUCCGUGGACUGGUGCACGACAAGCGAGCCUAUAUCAUGUGCCGCUCAAUCGCUG